Messenger RNA from Dioszegia hungarica, 1104 nucleotides. RefSeq lists its product as uncharacterized. The coding region runs from base 1 to 1104 and encodes 367 amino acids. NCBI's taxonomy places the organism in Eukaryota, Fungi, Basidiomycota, Tremellomycetes, Tremellales, Bulleribasidiaceae. The record is from RefSeq and is a predicted model, not a curated record. The transcript has 3 exons.
AUGGCUGGCUCUAAGAACAGCUCACGCUGGAUCUUCUACCUCCUCUACCUCUCGCUAUCCGCCAGUGGGAUCUACUACUUCCACUUCAGCCCAGCCAGUCAGAUCGGCGCCAGAUCCCUUAACGCCCUGACGUCUACAUCCGCACCCUUUGCCUAUCCGGAUCAUCCCAAUGUCAUCAUCCGCCGAGUAUAUACCGGCUUCUCCGUCCCCGAUAGCAUCCUGAGCUGCAUCGUCACAAUCUUCCUCGCCGGCCCAGCGGGCUUUUCUGAGCACAUCCGGAUCCAGCAAAUCAACUUCCUCCUCAAUCUAGGGCCUCUCGCUUUAGUCUUUUCCAUCGAAUCUAUACGUGCCAAGCGAUGGUCACUGGCUGUCCUGUAUCAGUCCCUCGGAGGCGCGAUCAUCGUACCCCUCUACUUUGUCGCUCAUACCUACAUCUUUAGCCAGUCUGACGCCACACGACCGAACCCCACAAGAUGGGCCAGCACAAUACUUCCCACAGUGGCUGUAGCCUACAUCCUCCCGACAGCGAUCCUGUUCUACCCUUUCGCCAACAUCGAGUAUACCAUGCUCGCGACGGCCGUCUGGCAAUUCAGUCCGGUUCUCAUCAAUCUGGUAUGGGUCCUCCUCACACGCCUGGCUCCCGCCCACACAGGAGAAUCUCGGUCUACUGGACAUAUUCUCCGCCAAGCUCACAAAGUCAUGGGCAGCCUAGCAUCCCUCUCACACCUCACCACUCUCUUCGCCUGCUUCUCCCCCUCAUACCCCGAUAUCACCCUCUCUUCCGUCUUUUGGUCCGGACAGACUCCCAAGGUGUCCUUCUCGGAAGCCAUGAACUUCAUCUUCCAAGUCGACUACCUCAUCGUCUUUGCAUGCUCUACACUAUGGUGCCUACAGAUCCGCGACCGAGCGAGGCGAGAGCGUAACAAAGCAGGCCGGGUCACCAUGGAUCUUUUAGUGCUAGGCGCGAGCGUCGUUUUCCUGGGUCCAGGCGCAACUGUCAGCUGGGCGGUGUGCGCUUGCGAGGCGGGUAUCGACGAAUCGCUUGAGAAGGGACUUCCAUUGUGGACGGAAAAGUUGAUGUCUGAUACUAGUACAGUGAAAUGA